Messenger RNA from Monopterus albus (swamp eel), 1912 nucleotides. RefSeq names its product myotrophin (gene mtpn). Gene Ontology annotation, cellular component: BRCA1-A complex; BRCA1-BARD1 complex. NCBI's taxonomy places the organism in Eukaryota, Metazoa, Chordata, Actinopteri, Synbranchiformes, Synbranchidae. Bases 339 to 695 code for a protein of 118 amino acids. The record is from RefSeq and is a predicted model, not a curated record. The transcript has 4 exons. Gene Ontology annotation, biological process: protein K6-linked ubiquitination. Gene Ontology annotation, molecular function: protein binding; ubiquitin-protein transferase activity.
GUAGCUUUCCGAUGUCGUUACCCGGAAGUUAACGACAUCGGUAACAAUAGGUGCUUGUAGAAAGGCGGAUCCCUCUCUGCUACUUUGCCUUUCAGAACUUCUAUAGAGCCUAAUUUUACCCUUGAUUCUUCGGGUAGGUCUCAGUUACAAGCAAAACCCAGUUAAAAGUGCUCUCUGGAGUAUUAAAACGACGUUUUAUUCAGUCGAGCUCUAUUCACAGCAACGACAGAAGAGUUUUCCAGCGCUAGCUAGCGAACUUCUAACGUAAUAACAUUUAACUUUGCAACUGCCCUGCAGCACAACAGAAAAAGGAGAAACGCCGGAGUACACACAGGAAGAUGGGAGAUAAAGAGCUGAUGUGGGCAUUGAAGACCGGGGACCUGGACGAGGUCAAAACCAAAUUGGUGACGGCUGAGGAUGUUAACCGGACCUUAGAAGGUGGGAGGAAGCCUCUGCACUAUGCUGCAGAUUUUGGUCAGACGGAUGUGGUGGACUUCCUCAUUUCUAAGGGAGCAGAUAUCAAUGCUCCAGACAAAUACGGGCUCACUCCACUGACCUCGGCCUGUUUCGAGGGUCACCUCUCCUGUGUCAAGCUCCUGCUAGAAAAGGGAGCUGACAAAGACCACAAAACACCGGACGGCAUCAGUGCCUCUGAUGCUGCCAACUGUGACGCAAUUAAGGCUCUGCUCAAGUGAGACACCAUGGUGCAGGAGGUGGCUGGACAGGUGGGUGAGCGGACACACAGAUGGACGCAGCGGUCCCCCAACAGAAGACGGACUCACCCCUACUACCCCAGGCAGCCUCUGUCUUAACACUGCUUUUGUCUGUUUGUUGGAGCAUCACUUUGUUUGUCUGCUGAUUGUUUUUUUUUUUUUUUUUUUUUUUUGCCCCGGGUUUUUGGGGUGGGGGUUUUUCUUCAUUUGACCUCUGUUUGUAGCCAUUUAAGAAGGACUUGUCAAUUAUCUCUCCCUUAGAGACCAAACACUGGGGCAGUGCUCUCACCUUACAUGGAUCCUAAACACUGCAGACUAGAUGCAGACUAGAAAUCAGACUAUACUGUAAGCUCAAAGCUUAGCACUUAAGUACACAGCUCUCAUUUUUAAGAAUCUCUUAUGAAAUGGUCAAAGCUCAGUAGUGUGUUUUUACAACUUCAGUACAAGUAUUUUAUGGCCAGGGCUUAAUUGCACUGUACUAUGAGAUAGAUUGAAACAUACAAUUUCAUUAUUUAACCUUUCAGUAUGUGUGGCCUGUUUUUUUUUAAAUAGACCAAGUUGUCCCCUUAGUCCAGUCUUGAAGCUUUGUAAAUGUUGGGUGAGAGAGGUCCAGAGGUCAGCUUUUCCUUUUCUGCUUGACCCUGUUAUCACUCACAUAUCAAACGGUGUUUAUGACAAAUUAUACGUUGGUAAUGCACAAAAGGUUCCGUAUUCUUUGACCAAUCAUUAUGCUGGCUAACUAGAAGGACUUGAAUGUUGCAGUUUUGAAAUAUUACUGAAUCCCCUCUGAAGUAAUGUUAACAGCUUAUAAUAGGAGGAGGAAUUUUAGAGUUGUGUUCAUUUUGUCAUCCCUGGAGUGAGAUUUCAUAUCUAAAAAAAAAUCCUCUUUUGUUGCAGCUUCUCUGUGUAUUUUGUUAUUGUUGAGCCCCGAGGGCUGUGAAUGAUGGGUAAGAGGAGGUUGGAGCUGAAAGUUGAUGGUGGGGGCUGUUAAUAUUCCCCUUGCCUUAGAUUUGGUUAGAAGCCCUGCCUGUGUUGCUGCAUGUCAAAACAGCCUCUGCUUUUAUGCUAUGAAAUGAUCGGUGUUCUUUCUGUUGCUUUCAAAUGAAUUACUACAAUGUUACAGACAAAAAAAGAUGCUCUUGCUGACUUUGUUGUGACAAAAAGUCUGUAAAAACAAAUAAAAAAAAUCUAUAAAAUCU